Messenger RNA from Diaporthe amygdali, 1056 nucleotides. RefSeq names its product ABC-type Fe3+ transport system. Lineage: Eukaryota; Fungi; Ascomycota; Sordariomycetes; Diaporthales; Diaporthaceae. The transcript is spliced from 2 exons. The record is from RefSeq and is a predicted model, not a curated record. The coding region runs from base 1 to 1056 and encodes 351 amino acids.
AUGGCUCGAUCACUCUUUGCUCUCGCCCUGAUGGGUAGCCAAGCCCUGGUCAACGCCGCGGCUCAAGUCGAAAACCGUACGCUCGACGAAAUCCACAAGGCCGCCCUCGCGGAGGGUGGUGUUGUCACACUCUGGCACGGCGGCGAUGAGCUCACCGAUCAGGACUUCCUGAAGAGCACCUUCGAGAAACGAUUCCCCGGAAUGACCUUGAAUGUCACCGUCGACCUUUCCAAGUACCACGACACACGUGUGAACGAGCAGAUUGCCGCCAACAAUGUCUACGUCGACAGUAUCAUUAUACAGACCCUUCAUAACUUCCCCCGCUGGGCCUCCGAAGCCGCCCUGUUGGAAUACGCCCCGCUCGGCUUCGAUAAGAUUCACCCCGAAUUCAAGAGCAACGAUACCGCCACUUAUUACGGUUUACUUAUCCUCAAUUGGGCCGGUGUAUGGAAUGCACAAAAGCUGCCUGGUAUCGAAGCCCCUGUCGAGUGGGAGGACUGGCCUCGUCCGGAAUUCAAGGACAAGCUCGUCCUGACAUAUCCAAACGACGACGACGCUGUCCUCUUCGCCUUUACUCUCAUUGAACAACAGUAUGGCAGUGCUUGGUUGGACAAGCUCAUCGCCCAGAACCCACGAUGGGUACGCGGGACCGGAACACCACUCACACUCUUGGGAGGGAAUGGCACGCAGUUGGCAGCCACCUUCACCUCUGUCCCAUUCGGACCCGUGAAUGUAUCCUUCCCCGUUGAGGGCCAGUUCGUCUCCUGGCCCCAGACCGGAGCCAUCCUCAAGGGGGCGCCCCACCCCGAGGGCGCUAAGCUCUUGCACAGCUACAUGCUUAGCAAUGAAUACGAGACCAUCCGCGGAAGCUGGGGCGUCCGCAGCGACUCCCCCCAGCCUGCCGGGUAUCCCCAGAUUCUGGAUAUGCCUGGCACCGACCCCACAGCCUUUGGCAAGUGGAUGAUGGACCGCGCUGAGGUUGAGAGACAGAGGGUCUACUACGAGAUGUGUCUCGGUGUUCCUGUAGGCCUGAGUCCUCUUGUCGAUGGUAUCUAG